Molecule: messenger RNA, 6294 nt
Organism: Rhopilema esculentum
Lineage: Eukaryota; Metazoa; Cnidaria; Scyphozoa; Rhizostomeae; Rhizostomatidae
Product: proteasome activator complex subunit 4
Biological process (GO): proteasomal ubiquitin-independent protein catabolic process
Cellular component (GO): nucleus; cytosol
Molecular function (GO): proteasome binding; peptidase activator activity
Source: RefSeq, a predicted model, not a curated record
AUCAAACCGAGUCGUUCGUUUCAUCAUGGCUGCCAAGGAACUUGCUUGUAAUGAUUAGUCAGCUUACAUCAGCUUAAUCUUUACCAGUUGCGUCGCGAUAAACUCUGAGAGUGAGAUAUGUUACUAAAGGCUCAGAAUUAAGGAAAGUUUCAAGCAAUUUUUGUUUAGUUUAUUCACUUACUUGGAUAUUGUGUAUCGAUCUGUAACAGAUUACUUGCCUCUGUGACUUUGCCUUUUUGAUAUAAAGAUUAAAGCCAGUCUCGUACAAGCUAGAGUUUGUUGUAAAUUUGUUAUAUUCAUGAUCGUCAAAAGACAGAAUGCAAGUUAUUGGUAGAUGAGCUGAAAAUGCAUCGAUGAUCAGUUUUGAUAUAAACAUUCCACCUCGACGUUUUUCUACAUACGACAAAGCGGUUAUUGGGGCUUCAAAGAAAGUCUUUUGUAUCAUCGAAUACCAAAAGAGGGGGUGUACGUCUGAGAACAGAAGGCGGUUUUAGUCAUCACCCACAAAUCGAUCAAAGAAAUGGCCCUUGCAAAGAGCGAAUUGCCGUUUACGCCGCAAAAGGAGGUCCCAUACAAUGAAUUGCUGCCCUAUCAUGACAGAUUGGCUGAAGAUUCAACACAAGCUCUCUCUGAGAUCAAAUACAAUCUUGGAAGAGCAGUUAUGUUUGAAGAGCUGACUCCUGGGGUUCUUGUUUGGUGCAAUCGUUUAACAGUGUACUUGAAACUUUAUGGCAGAAAGUUUUCCAAAGAAGAUCAUUUGCUUUUCAUUAAUAUGCUAUAUGAGUUAUUAGCAAUUCCAGAUUUGGAGCCUCAGUUUGUGAGAGGUUUUGCCCAUGGACUCAUGCAUUUGCUCAAAAAGAAAGAGCUGAUUUCAAGAGAAGACUUGGUGUUACCAUGGCAGCCACUAUACAAGCUGAUACAUUCUGCCAAAUACUCAAAAGCCCAUCAGCUUGGUCUCACUCGCUUUCCACACAAAUAUGCAGAAUCUCUACAGCAGUUGCUACGAAUGGCAAGAAUAUAUUUUUCUGCUGAUUCGACAUCCGAGAUGCUUGAGGAAUGGCGGCCUCUGCUUUGCCCGUUUGAUACAAUCAUGGUCCAAGGUGUUAAUUAUUUAUCCAAUUUUCUUCCAACCUGCUUUACAGCAGAAGAAAAUGACCGUGGUUUCAGGCUUUGGUUUACAGAAUUGAUGGACUUUUGGCUCAACUGUACGCACCAUGUUCCAGAGACUCAGGAGGAUUUGAUGAAACUGUUUGCAAGGCUUGCGGAGGAGAAUGUUGGUUACAUCGACUGGACGGAGUACCUUCCAAAGAUAUUCAACCGGUUUCUGAGUGGACUCCAUCUGCCUGUCGGAAAAUCGAGGCCGGCCUACAAUGGCAAUUUUGAGCUUCUGCCGGUUGGCACGUCCGCACGUUGGAUUGUUUACAUGAUAAGCGAAGAGAACAAGGGGUUUGAUCACCUCAGCACUCUCUUCAAGGCCUUGGAAUCCUUUUACCACCCAUCAAAUUAUGGAAAGCAUUCGACACGUCUUUUAAGAUUCUUAUGCCAGCUCACGGAGAACUUCAUCAAAAGGCUACACAGAGAAAGAUACCGAAAGUCUAACUGGAUGAAUAAAACUCCGGAAAGUGCCAAACUCAAAGACUCUGAAGUCGACAGAUUUGUUAUGAUUCUAAAACCCAUAGCAAUGCUUGCUGUUUAUAGCAAGACAGGAAGUUUUGAUGCAGCUGCAACUUUGCAGAAUUUAUCGCAAAUUAGGCCUGGUUUGAUUCUGCCACCCUUAGUUGACAGGACUUUUGAGGCCCUUGGUGCUGUUAUUGAGCCUCACCAAGUUGUUGCAACGUUGUCGUGUAUCACGUCAGUGUCCAGAUCGUUAGUUGCGGGUGGAGAAUCAUUCCCAGCAGGCCAAUUGCAUGUUUUGACGCUGCUAAGAAUGGCACUUCCCGGAAUAGAUACGAAUGAUUUCCGCAAAUCAAUGUCCACUUUCACAUUAAUCACAUCCAUUGUCAGCCUCAUUCCGCUGGUGGACUGCUCACCAGCCCUGGUGCAAGGCAUCAAAAUGACAGAACACGAAAAAGAACUCUGUGCCGUAUCUGCAAAUUUCGAAGAUUUUGUGGUGGAACUUCUUGACAGGUGCUUUAAUAUGAUUGACAAUAGCUCAAUGGAAGAAGCCAGCCAACAUGAUAGCGUUGCUGAAGGCAUGGACACCCAGGAGGGCAUCAUUGGCAUGGGCCUAGCCUCGACAUUGCAUACUGUCCUUAUACAGUCAUCUCCAAAGAUUUUUGCGACUGCGCUACAAAGAUUGUUUAAUUAUUGUGAAUCAAGAGUCCUCGAGGUUGCGAUUGCUGGAAAGAUGGUUUCUGAUAUGGUUCGAGCUGCUGUCAAAGCGUAUCCUGCUGCAACAGUGAAGAAAUUUCUUCCACACUGUGCACGGAUUAUAAAGAACAUGACUUCAUCUGAUGAGAUAAAAGAUGAGGAAACUGUUGACGGUGAGCUGGUUUGGAACCUAGAGAUCCUGUCAGAACUCGUUCGAUGCACUGGAAAAGAACUGCUGCCAUACAUUUCAGAGCUAGAAAGCAUAAUAUCAUCAACGAUCAAUCUGAAAUGCAAAAAAGCAUACACCAGAUCUGCCAAGAUUCUGAAAGGUGUUUUCACAUUUCUCACACAAAUAUAUCCUGACGAAUGGAGAAGCAUUCCAGAUACAUUUGAUCUGCCUGUAGACAAGCAUUUGUAUGUUCGAGAUUGGGGGAAGGUUACUGACACGAAGGACCUUGACAUGCACUGGCAUGUGCCCUCCUCGGAGGAGCUUGAAGCUGCCAGUAGACUAUUAAAGAAAUUUGUAGUCCCAGAAAUGGAUAAGCUAAAACAAUGCAUGAAUGGAAAGACAUUCACAAGGGAGCAAAUUCAUCAGACCCUUCAUAUUAUUGUUUCGUGCAUAUGUGGUGCUUCGUGCUUGCUGAAAACCUGGACUGAUGAACCGAGAAUAGAGUCAAUUGGUCCAAAAAGUAUGGUGCCAAGAGAUCGAUCAUUUCCUGUCACUACCGUUGCUUCUAACGAAACCGUAUUUUGUGAAGUCACAAGAAAAGAUCUUGCAUUAGUUGUUCACCAAUUUCUUGAAUACCUGCUCGAGAAGCAAGAAGACGACACAAAAGCGUUUCACUUCAUUAUUAAGAUUUACAGCUAUCUCAUUUUGUAUCAUGGAGUGGCAAGGGAUGAUUUUGAUAUGAGGUGGACGAGUACGACUGCAGUUAAAAAGACUUUGGAAAACAAAUUACACGGAAAAAAGAAACACGUUCGCUCACUGUUGAUCGAGCGCGUUCAACUGCAGCACGAUAUGCGUUUAUUAGAAAGACAGUCAACUCCACUUACCGGUGUCGACAUCUUGCUGAUCGACGAUCUGCUUACCCUAAGUACAAUGGUUUACACUGAGGUUCGAAUCAAGGCACAGAAGACGCUAUUUCAAUGCUUCGACAUCUUUGAUUAUUCUGCCAGAGCUAUCUUGCCUAAAGUUCUAGACAAGCUAAAGGAUGAUCCUGCAGUUUCACACGAGCAGUUUAAGGGAGCGUUGCACAUUCUGUUGAACAGCCGGAUGCAGCAUCUGAUUACUCACUACUGGGAGACAAUUUUUGAGACAUGGCCAAAAAUUAUUGAAGCUGACCACUCAGAAAAACCUUCAAUGGUGAAAAUCAUCGAUAAGUUAGUGGAUACAUUGCAAAGCCGGUUUGACAGUGUUGGCCUAAAGCGAAUGAUCACAACAGGGUGCGAGAACGUGGCCACCCGCAUUCUCAAAUCAACAAACCCUUUACCAGCCCCAAAAGGAUGUUACAAGGAGGUCACUGAACCAGCGCUGCCAUCGCAAGAAGCAUUAAAACUCGGAUCUGAAGCUGCCGAUGCCGAAAACAACAAGCGAGUUCAGUUUUACUACGAUCUUGUAGAUCAACUUACAGACAAGAUUGAAGACAACAAUUUGAGAUGGAGGCACAUCCAAAUCUGUGUAAACUUGCUGACGUUGCUGAUUCGAAAUGACAUAAAGCUGCCAGCUAGAGCUGUGAAAGUAUUUGUUCGACUUCUCGCCCACGAUGCCCUUGCGAUGCGAAAGAAAAGCACGAAGGCUCUUGGUGGGAUAUUGCAUCAACAGAAAAAAAGCCACAAGAAGAUUGCAGUUGACCUGAAGGCUAAAGGGUUUGAUUCAUCUAAGCAGUCACUAUCAAGUUUACCUCCCGGUAACAGAUUGGAUAAUGAAUGGGUACUGUAUAAAUCCUCGAAUGCUCCUAAGACUGAGGAGGAAUGGAAUCGUUUUGAGUUCAUUGAUAAGACACAUCUCGGAUUCUACACAUGGCCAAAAACUUUGUACACAUUUGCAUCACCGAAAGAUCAGACCCCUCCAGGAAGGGCUGCUGGAAAUUUAUCAGAAGAAGAGCUGGUAAUUUGCAAUGCCUUCACGGAACAAGACUUCGUCUCAAAGGUCAUUUCAUUCAUGUCUUUGGAAGAAAAGAAAGGAAAAGAUUCUUUUUCUGGAUACAGAUACUCCCUCUUCCAUGGCACCUUUCGAAAUGUGGGACCAGAAGCCUUUGAAGUACUCAAGCCAGUUCUGGAGAAAUUGCUGAACGAAAACCAGGAGAGUAGCCACAGAUGUGCAACGGAAGUUAUCGCUGGGUUGAUUCGCGGAUCAAAGCACUGGAAUUUUACCGCGCUACAAGAUAUAUGGUCCUUCUUACUUCCGCUGCUAAAGAAAGCCUUUGCCAAUAUUAUUCCGGAGGUUUUGAAUGACUGGGCUACUGCUUUUGUUACUGCAACGGAAAGCAUGGACCCGCAUCGAUUCCGUCAGUUAUUUGACUUCCUUUUGGACAAGCCCAUUAAUGGUGACGGAGGAGCAUUUGGGGACUCGGCGCGUCUCCUCAUCGCCCAGAGUACUGUAGUGCAGCACGAAUGGAGAGUUCCAGAGCUGAACCAUCAGCUGUUCAGUUACCUCAUACCUCAUCUUGGCCAUUUGUAUAAAAGUGUUAGAGAUCGUGUUGGCAGUGUAUAUUCAUACUUGCUGAUGUUUGACGUCAAAUGUGGAAACAGCAGCCCAACGAACUCCCCCAAAAUGGGCGAUCUAUUAGAACACGUCAUUGGCUUCUUAGAACUACUAAAUAACGAUGAUGCACAGCGCCUUGAGCGUGGAAUCGACCAGGAUGUGGAAUUGCUCUCUAUCAGCAAUAGUAGCUCUCUUAACGCCCCCAAUGAUUCAAAGUCUCUCGAAUCGGCUUCACCAAAAGGCCAACCACCCGCUAAUGAGCCUUCUGCAGGUAACGAAGCUGGAGAUGAUGACGAUCGAAAGCAAGCUUUGAGAGUAGCCAAAACUGUUCUAACAAUUUUGUCAAGCCAACACUAUACGAUUCAGACCGUAUCAGAAGAAACCUUUCGAAUGCUGUCAUUUUUGAUGCCGUUGGAGUCGCGCGAGGAUGACCCCGAGCUUCAGGAUUAUUGUAAAUUCGUUUUAAGCAAAUUGCCAGGGCAGCAACUGAAGGACCAGCUCAUACCUGUCGCCAUUUCGAUGUUAACUCGGGUGUAUCUGCAUCGUUCAUGGAAUGCCCGGCGUUUAGUUUUACGUUACUUGCAAGUUAUGAUUUUCCACAACCUGUUUACCCUUAAAGCGAAUAAAUACAAGAAUGACCUGUGUCAUCUUGUACUGCGUGCAAUAGAGGAUGAACAGUUGGAAGUGAGGCUAGAGGCAUCCAAGACUCUCAGCGGCCUUGUUCAUUAUGGUUACUUUGUUGUCGAUGAUUCCCUGCGCCAGAGAUUCUCGCAGAUGGCAAAGACGAGACUGGCGAAACGAAAACGAGGAGAGGUUACUAGCCAAGUCGAUGCAAACCCAAACGGGUAUGCCCUGCGUCAAAGACAUUCAGGUGUUCUUGGUAUGUCAGCAUGCAUCCUAGCAUUUCCAUACGAAGUGCCAGAGUGGAUGCCUCAAAUGCUUUUGGAAGUUGGGGAGCAUCUGCAUGAAGGAAAUUACAUACAGGCAACGGUGAAGAAAACACUUUCGGACUUCAGAAGAACUCACCAUGAUAAUUGGCAGGAACACAAACAAAAAUUCAAGGACGAUCAACUGGCUGUUCUAACAGACUUGCUUGUUUCGCCUAAUUACUAUGCAUGACCGUGCUUGCUAUUGAAGAGAUCGACAAAGCUAGAUACUUUUUCAAAGAUCUCACUUCUUCGCGUAAAUAAUCCUUUAAAACCAAUACAUUAUUAAGUUUCGAUUAAGAUUUUAUAAUGAGCCUGUAAUCAUGAUUCUUGAUCGAAUGUUUUUCACGCUGA